AUGAUCGAUCUAUUCAAAAUAUUCCUUCUCCUAGCUGGAGUAAGUCUUUCUACGAGCCAUGGAGUUGAUCCUAACUGCAACAUAACCCGGUUUUCUCAAGUGGAAACAGUCGUCAAAAAUUGCAAAAACAUAGUGGUAUCGAACUUGGAGGUACCAGCAGGAAAACAGCUGUUACUCGACCUGCAGGAUGACGCCACUGUAGUUUUCGAAGGUCACACGAAGUUCGGCGUGGCCUUCUGGGAAGGGCAGCUCGUAGUGGUCAAAGGAAAGCACGUUAACGUUCGAGGAGCACCAGGUUCGAUACUGGACGCUCAAGGCGAGAAAUACUGGGAUCAUCGAGGGGACCACGGUAAAGUUAAACCCAAGUUUUUCGCCGUUGAAACCACCGGUGGUUCGGUUUUCAGUAACAUUUACCUGCUCAAUUGCGCCCACUACUGCGUUCAUGUUGGAGCUAAAGACGUUACUAUUAGAGGAUGGACGAUUGAUAACGUGGCUGGGAACAAGGACGGUUUGGCUUUGAAUACGGACGGUUUCGGAGUAGCUUCGCGUUCGGAUAACAUCCUGAUUGAGGAUACUGUCGUCAUGAAUCAGGACGAUUGCGUGGUGGUCAAUCAAGGCACUAAUAUGGUAUUCAGGAACUUGAGUUGCUACGGAUCUCACGGAUUGAGUUUCGCCGUGGGUUUCAGCGGUAAAGACAAGCCCGAAAAUCAUAGCGUAGCUUCGAAUAUAACGUUCGAAAAUUGCCUGGUCGCUAACGGACUGUACGGUAUACACAUCAAAGCCGGUCCUGAUUUCAAUAAGGGCCGCAUCGAGGGUGUUACGUACAGGAAUAUCCAAUUUUCAGGAAUUACUCAAGACGGUAUUUACAUCCAAGAAGAUUACGGUGAUAUCGGCAACUUAAACAGUGAAGUUAAAAUCGAUAAUCUCACCAUAGAGAACGUGUGGGGCUCCGUAAAAGGCCAUCACGCGAGGCCGGUGCAUAUAGUUUGCGGGAGAAACGCUUGCAGUAAUUGGAGAUUCACCGGAAUCAACAUUUUAGGCGGCGGCAAAAACUAUUGUAAUUACAAACCGGAAGGAUUUACUUGCUAA
Messenger RNA from Phyllotreta striolata, 1089 nucleotides. The record is from the annotation of a GenBank genome assembly. Lineage: Eukaryota; Metazoa; Arthropoda; Insecta; Coleoptera; Chrysomelidae.